Molecule: messenger RNA, 1892 nt
Organism: Aspergillus novofumigatus IBT 16806
Lineage: Eukaryota; Fungi; Ascomycota; Eurotiomycetes; Eurotiales; Aspergillaceae
Product: protein phosphatase regulator REG1
Exons: 3
Coding region: 1-1608 (535 amino acids)
Biological process (GO): cellular response to glucose starvation; protein catabolic process in the vacuole
Source: RefSeq, a predicted model, not a curated record
AUGGCCCAAACUUAUUACCUGGAUUCACCUGAUAUCGCCAUGUUCAAAAAUCCCCUACACCAUUACUCUCAGCGAGAUUGUCCCAGUCCGAUCACUUCGUCUGCCCCGUCCUCGGUUCCUCCCUCACCUCACUUCGCACCGACAACCGAGGAGCAGCUACCUCCUACUCCAGCAACUCUUAGCAGUUUGUCUCUCUCCGCGAGCAACGAUAGCGACGACGAGAUCAUACUACCUUCAUAUGAUUCGAGCCACUUCAACGACUUGGACGAGCCUGUAUCAAUUGUUGCCUCGGAUCAGGCAUCGGAGUCAUUUCUCACGGACCCCCCUUGUUUGCAUGUACAUACACCGGCCGCUGAUGAUACUUCGGUUGAAGAGGAGCCGACCAGGCAUGUCGAUUAUCUCUCCCAUGAGUGGAAAGAGGAAGAUAUUUGGGCUUCUUGGAAAUAUGUCGUUUGCCGCAGAGACGUUUACAGCAAUGGCGCGAGAUUAGAGAAUGCCUCUUGGCGGACUUGGGCGAAACUGAAGAAUAACUUGGGAACGGUGUCGCCCGAGACCCUCAAUUGGUCAUUGUGUCUAUGUAUUCUAACAUGUUUCACCAGGUUGAAAGAUUGCGAUGUAACAUGGCUGUAUGGUCCGUUGAAGUCCUGCACCAAGUUUACAAAAGCGUCGCCGAGUAUCUCCCCGCCGCCGAGCUGCCUCGAAACCCCCUCGUUGUAUGCGGACAGGAAGCCGAUCUUGAAGAAAAGGACGGUGUCGGAGACUAUCUUGCAACGAUCGCUGUCUCAGCACACCCUCCUGCAACACGCAGGCGCUAUCCUAAAGGCGCAAGAGGCUGCUUCUUAUCGGACUCGGCCUUCUGUCUCAAGACCCGAACUUGAACCUCGUCUGAAUACGUCGUCAGCCAACCUUCCAGAUGUUCCGCUCAGUUAUGCCUCUACCAAAGAGUCGUCUGGGGUGGCCUCUCCUAGCGGGAGGCGCCGUAUUCAUUUCAAUAAUGAGGUAGUGCAAUGCAUAGCUAUCGACGCCAAGGGUGCCGAUGGUGACGACGACGACGACGACGAGGAGGAGGAGGAGGAGGAGCAGGAGUGGCCGGUAGGUUCACAAGACGAUGUUUUGUCGGACGAGGGUAUCGUCAUGAUGGGACAGCUCCCGCCACAAGAGUCUGGGAGCCAUAAAAGUACGCCGCAACAAAAUAAUCGCUCCGCUCCCCCAACAACCCUCAAGUGUCGAGGAGACACGCCAGAACCGCCAUCAGGCUCGAUGAUAGGGCGAUGGACAGGAUACUUUUCGAAAUCGACUGUCGCGUCUACAUCUUCCGUACCGUCUGAUCCGGCGUUCAGUUUCUUUUUGGACGGCGAAGAUGACCAACUGGAUUUCUGCUGGCAGCCGAGCCAGAGCCAAGGCGUCACAGACGGGAAUCAGCCUUGGUUUGUGAAUCCUGAAGAUGAAGAAGAAGAUCACCGACACCAGCGUUCGAACUCCAGUUUGAGUAAAUUUCUGGAUGAAGAAGAGACCUCGAAUGUCAGCAUAUUUGAUAAGGUUGUUGAUACUGUUAACACAGCCAGAGACAUUGCCCAUGUGAUAUGGAACGUUGGAUGGCGAAGGUGACAUUCUAGCAUGGGCAUACUGGAGCAUGCCUUGAGCCCAUUCAGCUGCAUGGGCAUCGUCAGAUACUGACCCGAAUUACUUAUACCCAGCAUAUAUGUCAAUAGAGCUUUGCAUUCUUUGUGGCGUUCGGAGGCAUUUUUCCAUACUUCUGGUUGGUUUCAUCAUUUAUUAUAUACCUGGAUGUUUUGCUUUGAAUAUCGAAAGACUGCGGUGUGAGAGGGCUUCUGGUGGCUCUUUGUGUCUACGUUAACUCACGACGAAUACGAACAUGAUAACGAUAGUAU